This is a messenger RNA of Styela clava, 3822 nucleotides long. Its product is annotated as cytosolic phospholipase A2-like. Gene Ontology annotation, cellular component: cytosol. Lineage: Eukaryota; Metazoa; Chordata; Ascidiacea; Stolidobranchia; Styelidae. Gene Ontology annotation, biological process: glycerophospholipid catabolic process. Gene Ontology annotation, molecular function: calcium ion binding; calcium-dependent phospholipid binding. The record is from RefSeq and is a predicted model, not a curated record.
GUGAUUUACAUUACAACUAUUACAAAAUUGCUCAGGACCCAUUUUGGUGCGUCGAUGUCGAAGAAAUAUCAGGAUAUAUAUUUGUCAACAUCUGAUAAGCCCAACCGUAUAUGGAAAGUACAUAUGUGGGAAAAGUACUGAACAUAUUAAUUUCAUUGUCGAACUCACGAAAAAUUGAUCGUUUAAUGAGUGUAUCGAUGACGAACUGCAGCUGGAGGAUAUUGCGUCACGUAUUUGAAGGCUGAGCAACGGUAAAUGACUCACAAAAGAUGGUACAAGUUGUAGUGUUUUUAACAAAAACAUUAUAAGAAGCAGUGUGGGGAUGUCAAGAAUAUUUUAUACAACUAUGCUGUGACGAAUCAGAGGGGCCAACGGAAUUUUACACAAAGCCAUUCAGAAGACAGAAAGAUGUUAUACUUGAUGAGGUUUUCUCAUUUGUGCUCCCAAAUAGAUAUGCAGUAUGUGACCAAGAUUUAUCUGAUCCAAUAAAAAUCAAGAUUAGAGUUUACCAGGGUAACAAAAAGUUUUAUUGCGAUUUCGUUGAUGCUUCUUACUACAAAUUAAGAAAAACUUACUCGAUGACGAUUAAAUUUGUAAAUGACCAGGAUGUAAUCAAACUUGACAUCGACAUUCAAAAAAUACCAGUGACAAAUCCGGACUUUCGAUUUUCUUUUAAUCUUUGCGAGAGUGAAACCGAAACUUUGAGAAGAAGGAAGAAGAAUAUCUUUGAGAGCAUGCAACAUUUACUUCCUGUGCAUGGGAGGCCGAAAACUAUUGACCAGGUGCCUACAAUAUCAAUAGCAUGUUCUGGAGGAGGUUAUCGCUCAACCAUACAAUUUUGCGGCGUAUUGGAGGCGUUAAUGGAGACAGGAGUUUUUGAUAUGAUAUCUUAUAUGAGUGGCCUUUCUGGUGGUGCCUGGUACGUUUUACCUGCAUAUGCAAAAGAAGUUCUGAACAGCAUAGAAGAUCUCAAAGAUUUUCAUUCCGAACUAAAAGCUUCAGUGAAAUCAAGCAUGGUUGUUGACACACUAGUUGAUUUUUCUCAUUUUCUAAAAUAUAGAAAGUUUGCGCAAAUGAAGGAGUCAGAAGGGCAACCAGUUACAUUUGCUGAUUUUUAUAGUUUCACUCUCGGAAAAUCAUUUUUAGGAUACGAGAAAAUGGGUAUGAAACUUUCAGAUUUGAGAGAUUAUGUCGGAAGUGGAGAAGUUCCUAUACCAAUUGUUUCAGCGCUUCAUGUUCGUGCGAAAGAAUCGUCUGCACAAUUUCAUGCCAAUCUUGAAAUUACACCAUGGGAAGUCUCUAUGCCGAAUUAUGCAAUGAAUCUGAGUACAGAAACCUUUGGAUCCGAAUGGUACAAAGGAAGCAUGGUUAGACCGUGUCCAGAAUUACCUAUACAUUUUUUUAUCGGAAUGUCAUCAAGUGCUUUUGGAAUUUUAUUAAAAUAUUAUCUUGGUGGAGAAACUACAGAAACAGAUUCAUCAUUUAUAGAAGAUAUCAGAAGCCACGAAUUUGGAAGACACAAUACAAAAAUAUUUCGAUUGAGUUCGAAAGAAAAAUAUAUAGCUCGGCGCAGGCAGCGAAACAAAAUAUCUUCGUCGUCAGACUGUAACCAGGAUCCUAUACACAAACAAAGGAGAAGAUCAAUUACAAGGAAGAGUAGUGAAUUCUCGCAAUCUAGUGACGAAGAUUUUUAUGAUGCUAGAAUGUCCUUCUCUGAUGGAAUGAGACUGGAAUUGGGAAGAACUUUUUCGAAUACUUCUGAGAUAUACCACACAGCUGACGAAGAUGAUUCCGCUUUCAAAAGAACAUUUUCAACAAGGAUUCAAAACAGAACUCUUCUUCCUGUACCAGAAUCACAACCAGAACGUCGCGAAACGUUGUCGCUAGUAGUUGGCAUAAAAGACGAAAACAAGUCUCAGCCGAAACACCAUGCGUAUUUAAAGAAGAUAAUCAAAAAAAUAAGUCAACAUCCGCUCUUCACAGAUAGGGAAGCUGUGAUUGACCGGACAGCAAAAGUGUUGAACUUCGGUCGAGGACUUUCUAGUAUUCGACACUAUCCACUGAAUCCAGAGUUCAGAGGCUUUUCAAUAAACGAUGCUAACUCAAUGCGUCUUUCAAAAGAUGAUGAUGUCGUAACAUUCAUAGAUCCAGCUGUGAUAUGUAACACUCCUACCAGUUGUUUGUUGAGACCACAAAGAAACACGGAUAUAUUGAUAGUGUGCGAUGCAACAGAAUAUAAAUCGGACACCGAUAUUGAUUAUUUGGAACUGUUUAUUGCUGAAAGAUUAGCAAGGCAACAAGGAAUCAAAUUUCCAAAAAUCAAUCCAACAAAGUUGAAAGAUAACCCACGGGGCGUCAUCCAUGUAUUUGAAGAUGAAGAUGACCCAGAUUGUCCCAUAGUAAUAUGGUUCACCCUUUCCAACAAAGAAUAUAAAUCACUCAAAAAUGUUCGAAAACCUCCAAGAAGAUGGUUGGAUGAAGCAUACAAAGUACCGAUGAAUGAAAAAUUCAACGAAUUUCCUGUUUAUGGACCUAAAUCAUGUUAUACAACAUUAAACACUAGAUAUACUCCACUGCAAUUUGAUAGAUUAAAGGAAAUGAUGAAGCAUAACAUUUCAAGUAAUAUCGAGAUAAUAAAAAAGCAAAUUACAAAAAAAGUGUUGCAAAAGAUGAAAAAAUCCGAAGCAUAAUAUCAAUAUUAUUUACAUGUAUCGUGUGUUUGUAUAUCAUAUUUGCGCAUAUUUUACAUAUAAUGCAAGUUUGUGAUGCAUUUAUUUUAUUCGACGGGCUUAAACAAUUGUCAUUCCUUCAAAUUUGGGAUUGUUAAAAUAAUUUAGUCAUACCACUACAUGGCCGGCCAGUUUGAAGUCCAAAAUUAAAAGAGUCUCGGAUAAAUCACUAAAAUUUAACAAAAAGCAAUACACUCGAAGGCGGCCAUCCUUUUUCCCAUAUUAAACAACCACCACAUUCACGUCCGAGUGUACGAUAAUAAAUAAAUAUAUAUAUAUAAAUGUGAGCGUGCAAAAGAAAAUGAAUUAAUCUAUGAAUUUUAUCUACUACCGCAUUUCCCCAUGAAUAGAGCCUUACGUGAUGAAUUUUUUUAUUUUAUGUCGCAAAUCGCAGUAUUGACUGUGAUUAGUCACAUUUUUGUAUUUUAUACUGUAGUUUAAUUUUCCCCUCGAUUGACAUUUUGCUUUUUACUACUGUCUUGUAAUAUUAUCAAUAUUACGAUAUAUAUACUGUUUCUCGAUUAUUUUUGUCAAUAGAUUAAACGUCUGUUUGUUUCGACAGCUUUGCAUCGGUACACAGGACGAUCCAUAUGUACACUUUUGUCCAAUAAGCGCACGCUCUCUCAAUUGUUUAGUAUCAAAUUAUACAUGUUCUAUUAAUUAUUUUAAUUUUUUUCAUUAUUCAUGUCGUAUGUUUUGUCUGUAUGCAUUUUACUGGAAAAUUAAACUGAACUUCGAAUUUUCACAUUCUCAAUCCACUUAUUGACGUUACCAUAUUUGAAAGUUAUAAAACUGGCAGCGUCGAUAUUUUUAGAGUGGGGAAACAAACAAUUAUUUCGUUCUGCUAUUGUCUCACAACUAAGAAAACCGAAAACUUGGGUGUUCGGCUACUGUUAUUAAUGAUAAUCGUUCAAUUGUUUGUAUUAAAAUGCAUUUUUUAUUUUGUUUAUGUAACUGAAAUCAUCAUUCAUAGCAGUCAUUCUCAUAAUCACUGUUUUAUAGUUUAUUGCUAGUGUCACUUGACUAUGCAAACUUUAGUCCAAACAAAUGUGGCAUUGAGGGAUGCCCUGAAAAUACAAUUAUCUGAUAAAGA